Molecule: messenger RNA, 6545 nt
Organism: Centropristis striata (black sea bass)
Lineage: Eukaryota; Metazoa; Chordata; Actinopteri; Perciformes; Serranidae
Gene: ube2r2
Product: ubiquitin-conjugating enzyme E2R 2
Exons: 6
Coding region: 672-1454 (260 amino acids)
Biological process (GO): ubiquitin-dependent protein catabolic process; protein polyubiquitination
Molecular function (GO): ubiquitin conjugating enzyme activity
Source: RefSeq, a predicted model, not a curated record
GCUUUAGCGUCGGGUGCGCGCACGUCACGUUCAGAGCCGUACGUGGUUUACGUUUUGCAGACACGCGCAAUGAUAGCCGGAAGCACCGAUGGGAGGAAAAUAAAAAUCGAUGAAAUCCACUGUAAUACGCGAGUGUAAACCUCUCACUUAUUGUCCUUUUCGCGACCGUCGGCUCGAAUAUAUUAGCCUUUUCACUGCCACUGUGCCGGAGGGGACGGUAGAGAGCAGGAGAGCUGCUCCAUUUGAACGAAGUUGCUCGGUAGGGGUUUAGCUGACGUGUGGAGAAGUUGAGACUGCCAGAGAGCAGAUAAACAAACAUAAACAAGCAGGGAUCAGCUGAGCGCCUGUCCGAACCGAACCAGCAGCACGGAGAGAUGUCAGGGAGAGCGAGUUUCCUCUUUCGACCCCAAGAAUGAUCCACAGGAGACCGUGACUUACACUGAUACUAGCUCCAUGUCAACUGUCAACACUGGCACACAAAGAAUUUCGGAAACACAACACGAGGACCAGCCAUAGGCUUUAGCAGAAAACCCACUGCUCCUGUCACUGUCUCUUUGUCAAGACAUAGCCAGGCUAGCAUGGACAACCAAUGAGUUUCCCUUCCAGUUUUCUGCUGUAACGAAACGAAUACAUAUUACAGUGCAAGGAGACAGAGAAGUGGGAUUAAUAACAUGGCCCACCAGGCAACCCCUAGUUCCCAGAAGGCCCUGAUGAUGGAGCUGAAGUCCCUGCAGGAGCAGCCAGUGGAGGGCUUCCGCAUCACUCUGGUGGAGGAGUCUGACCUAUACAACUGGGAAGUAGCCAUCUUCGGACCCCCAAACACCUUGUAUGAGGGAGGCUACUUUAAGGCUCACAUCAAGUUUCCAGUUGAUUACCCAUACUCCCCACCUACCUUCCGCUUCCUCACCAAGAUGUGGCACCCCAACAUCUACGAGAACGGAGAUGUGUGCAUCUCCAUCCUGCACCCUCCUGUCGAUGACCCUCAAAGUGGCGAGCUGCCCUCUGAAAGGUGGAACCCCACCCAGAACGUCAGGACUAUCCUGCUAAGUGUGAUCUCCCUGCUCAAUGAGCCCAACACCUUCUCCCCAGCUAAUGUGGAUGCAUCUGUUAUGUUUCGCAAAUGGAGGGACAGCAAAGGCAAGGACAAGGAGUAUGCAGAGAUAAUCAGGAAACAGGUGAUGUCAACAGCAGCAGAGGCUGAGCGCGACGGUGUCAAGGUGCCGACCACGUUGGCGGAGUACUGCGUGCAGACCAGGGUUCCCUCCCAGGACAGCAGUUCAGACCUUCUCUAUGACGACCUCUAUGACGACGACAUGGAGGAGGAGGACGAGGAGGAAGACGAGAGCGAGAUGGAGUCCGUAGGUGAAGCCGGAGGGAUCAGCCCCACGGAGGACGGCGGGACGUCAACCAGACGUUAUGACAACCAGGACGACUCUGGCAACGAGGACUCGUGAUGAUCUGGAUGAUAACUCCUCCCUGCCAACUCCCCCGCCACCCUCCUUCUUUUAUGUAUUUUCAGUGUGUGUGUGCGUGUGUGCGUGUGUGUGUUUGCACAUACAGUGGGGUCAAAAGUCAACUGCCAAAAAUGUUUCAUCAUUUAUUAAACUAAUACAAAUGACCAUUCAAAUAAUAGUUGUAGUCAAAUGCUAUAACAUACUUUUUCAGAAAAGCUUUGUCAGUACUUUUUCAGCGAAAGUCAGAAUUUGGUGUUUCCACCGUUUGCCUUAAUUACAGCUUGCACUCUGUCUGGCAUCAGAUGUUUUGAAGAGUUUAAGAAUUGAAAUUAUUCCAGCACUGUUUGAGAGGACCCCCAAGUAUUUUUGAUGUUCCGUUAUGUAUCACUUUUUAAAAUGUUGCUGCUGUUGAGGAUGAAGAAAUGACGGCAUGCCUCUGCAGAAUAGAUUGGUGUUACCCUACAGUCAGUGUGAUUAAUCAUGUGUAAGUUACUGACUCGAGAGGAGGCCAAAUAUCUCCACAUCAUCACUGUGUUUGACUCUAGUUUUUAUGCCCUGUUGUAUUACACUUUGCUGCAACCAACUCCUCAUGUACUUUCCUGUAAGUUGUUUGGUUGCAAGUCGUCAACAGUGACAUUUCCGUUUUCUUCAGCCCAUGCUAAAACAUUAGACUUUCUUGCCAUUAAAGAAGUGGUUUUUACUGCUACAGUUUGGUGAAGUAGGACUUUCUCUGUUGUGUUGGUUUUGCAUCGUGGAUGCAGAUGCAUAAAAAUGUUGGCUUUAAACCAUAGUGCCAUCUCUAUUUACCUCCGCCAAGGAGGUUAUGUUUUCGGUUCAGUUUGUUUGGUUGUCAGCAGGAUCACGGAAAACCUACUGGCCCGAUAUUCAUACAGUUUGGUGAAAGGGUGUAAUAUGGCUUUUUUCUUUCCUUAACAUUGCAAGAUAGGGCCUUGGCAGGGGUACAAUAUUAUGAUAUUUGAUUUAGUUUUGUCAAAAUUUUUAAACAUGAUCAGGCAUUAACAGUAAUAACAUUAACGUUCACUGGUUAUUUAAAGGCCAUAAUACUUAACAUUAUGUUCAUGCAUACAUGUAUUUAAAGGACGGUUCAAAAUCAAAAAUUCACAUUUUUAUGUUACCUGUAGCUCUGUUUAUCAAUCCAGAUUGUUGUGGUGUUAGUUGAGUGAUGGAAAUAUCGGCCUCUUCUCGAACAUAAUGGAACUUAAUGGCAUUGUGCUUGUGGUGCUCAAAGUGCCAAUAAAUACAUUUAAAAACAACUCAACUCAACAGCAAUGUCUCUUCCCAGAAAUCAUAACCCAGUUCUUCAAGAUAAUCCAAAAACCUUGUUUUUUCAUGUAGUGACUAUUUUUUCUGUACUUGCACUAUAGUUUGUGCAUGAAAAAGCUCACAAGGUGUGCGGAUUAUCUUGAGUAACCGGGUCAUGAUAUCUGGAAAUAGACAUGCAGGUGUGUUUUUCAAAGGUAUUUUCUAGUGCUUUGCACUCCACAAGCAUAAGUGUCAAAUAGUUCCACUAUAUUAGAGAGAAGGCCACUAUGGCCAAUGCCUCCAACACUCAGCAACUUGCACCAAAACAGUCUGGACUGAUAAAUAGCACUACAAUAUGUAUUUUUUUUUAUUUUGUUUGAACUGUCUCUUUAACAUUAGCAUGUAUGGUGAGACAAACAUUUUAGAGUCUUUCUAUCACAUAUACCAGUAUUUUAAUGACUUAUAAGCAAUUCCCAAAGAUCGAAAUCACACGUACCAGUUCUGAAUAACCUUCAAAGUAAAGAAAUUGUCUUAGUUUUUGAUAAAUGAUGAAAACAAACUGUCCUAGUGGUGGUCUCUUGAACCCCAUUGUAGCUGGCCAGGUCUUUGACUGGCUAGUCUCAUGUCAGAUUGUCUGUUUUUUGUGUUAAAAGAUUGUCUCUAUCCACCGUGUCUUUACUUGUUGCUGUUUUAAUGUUCUUCUGUUUAGUUGGAUGACAUUCUGUCCUCCGUCACUUGUUUUUUUGGGAGGGCUCAGACAGUCUGGCUGAUGGACACUCAGCUAUUUGGCUCAUUAACUAGUCGAUGAGCUGGCCAGCUUGUCCUGUCACUGUCCAUCAGUGCAUCCCCUGAGAAAAUAUCUGUCCCUCUCACGCCUGUGUGUUCAACUUUGAUGCAAUCAACUUUAACUUGCAAACACAGGCUCCACCGUGACUCCACCCUCUUGGACCCACCUUCAGUAGUGUCCAUCAUGACUGCUCCCUCAUGGUCCCUCAAAGCAACGUCUUUUGGUUAGGGGUGGACAACAUUGCCUCCUACACCUCUCUCUGCCUCUUAAACCUCAGGGCCUCAAUAGACUUUCACUGAGAGAGAAAAAAAAAGAGAAACUUGAAAUACAAACUGCUCCUCACCUCCACCUCCUUUUCUUACUUUCUGCAUCACUGGGUGGUUGUAGAGGGCAGUGAGUGAACUGAAAGUCUCCAGACCCACCGCCAGCGUGUUUACACGUUGCAGAGUGUCGCUGUUGGUCCUGUACAGGGUCCUGUAAGUUGUUUUCUCUCGUAGGCUGGGUUAAAAAAAUAAAAUAAAAACACACAAAAUGCACCUGUAGGGACUUUCUCUUGGAGACAAUGCAUACAUUAUGUUGCAAUAGAUGUGAAGAUGUUACGUUUUUGCACCGUGACUCCAACUUAAGCUUAAAUGCAACUUAGUGAAAAUUGGACAUUGUUACUGUGCUAAACCACAUCGAGAGUCAGUUUAUCGACAGGGACAAAGUCAACAUGCAGCUUAGCUACACAUUUGCAUUUGAAUGAAUAUGACACUGAUUGCCUGUUAUCUGUUUGUGUGUGUGCGUGUGUGUGGAUAUUUACAUUUACUAUUCAUCUAUUGACUACAAUGUCAGGGUUUUCUUGUUCCUGUCUCUGUGGAGCCGGUGCAGACUUCUGUCACACCAGUGAGUUUGCCCAAAUGACCUUUUGGACUUUGUCCAGUCGAGAAAACAUUGUGUGUUUGCACAGUGUUCUAGUGCGGUUUCUGUUAGGCCUGAACUGCCUAAGGAUUUAACUGAUUUAAAAAAAGAAAAGAAACACCCUCUGAGUAUUAACUUUUGGGCACACUGAACAGAAUAAUGUGACUAAUAUUACUUGUGUGGUAUCAAGUAAACCACACAUCAUGAGUUGUGUUUUUAUGGUUGUGGGACUCUGUUGCCCUUUUCAACACAACAGAGCACUGCGCAAACCUUUGAUUCAAAUGGAUGGAUUUUAUGCCAAGGAAAUCAAGUACAGCCCCACAGCCGUUCAUUUUAAUGACUUUGAGCAAUGGAUGCAUGUGGUGGAUUUAACGCUGUUUGAAUAAACUCUAUAAGAGAUACCUUUUGGAUCUUAAUGUGAAGCCAAAGGAGUGAAACAUUUCCUCAUGGCCCUGUGCUGUGGAGGCUCACAGAGACUGGAAUCUGUUGAGGACAGGGGAGAGGAAAUCCACUCCUGAACUGGAUCUUUAACGGAUUUGAUAUCAAGGCACAACAGGAAGGGGAUAAUGAGAUUCUUAACUUUUCUUGACGUGGUCCCCAUUUUUUUGCCCAUCCCUCACCAUAGAGAGAAGAAGUAAAAUCAUAGUAAUGAAAUGUACAAAUCUUGUGUAUCUUCUAAAGCACUAGUUUGAUAUAUUGGGAAAUAUGAUCAUCUGCUUUGUUGCUUAGGUGAUAAGAUCUUUUACCACUUUAAUGCACUAAGAAUGAAACAGGCAAAAGCUAGUUAGCUUAGCUUUUCGCAAAGACUGGAAAAAGGGGAAAACAGUUAGCCUGACUCUGUCUAUCUCUAUCUUUGUUUAAUCUGUUCAAAAUUGUAAACUGGCAAUUUAUUGUCAUAAGGGGAUUAUGUGUUGAACUGAGGCCAUAUUUUGUUUUUCAAGAGUUUACCGCCUAGCCUACUGUGUGAUUGUACUUUGAUUGGCUCGUAUUCUUUGCCUCGAAGCUAACUAGCCAACUGCUAAAUGAGUAAAAGUUGUCACCCCUCUGGCAAUAACAAUGUGCUUUCCAAUGUUGUGAGAAGAGUGUAUGCAUUAAGUUUACUAAUUCAGCAGCUGCACUUAGCAAGCUUGCUAAAGGACUAGUACUAGUACGAACAAGUACUAUCCAGUCACAGCACUGUAGGUCGGGGCUAGGUGGAACUGUCUUGGGGGGGAAUUACGCAUCAUGCAGUAGUAACUUCCCAACAUCUCAACACUGAGGGUUUUGUACAGUUAAACAAACAAAAUAUUGUCUUGUUAAGUGAGCUUUAGAGUUGCUUGUAGGCUGACUUUGGUACCAUAGGACAGAUCCAGGCUAGCUGUUUUCCUUUAUGCUAAGCUUUGCUAACCAGUUGAUAGCUGUAGCUUGCUAUUUAACUUACGGACACAAGAACAGUGGAAAUCCUCUCAUCUAACUCCUUAUCAGAGAGCAGAUAAGUGUUUUUCCAAAAGUCCUUUUAGUAUGAAGCUACAACCAUUAGCUGGUUAGCUAGCUUUGCUCUUUCCAGAAAGUCUACCCAUCAGCAGUUUUAAAGCUCAAAAAUGAACAAUAUUAUAUUGUGUUUGUUUGAAGAACAAGAAAGAAAUUAAAAAGUCAGUUAUGUGCUGGCAAAAAUUCCUUUGCCAAGAGAUGUGACUUCCUUUGGACAGAGCCAGGUUAGUUGUUUCUCUGUUUCCAUUUUUAUGCUAAGCUAAGCUAACCAGUUGCUGACAUUCACUUCAUGUUAAGACAAGAGUGGUAUCAAUCUUCUCAUCUAACUCUAGGCAAGAAAGCAGAAAAGUGUAUUUCCCACAAUGUCAAGCAAUUGUUUGAAUUUAACAAUUGCCUCCCAUUACACAUUUAGAGAUAAGAAUCUGCUUUAUUGUUUUUGUUGGAGUUAAGUAGAGUAGCCCUUAUGAUAGCAAUUUAAUGAUCAGUUUAGGGCUCUUCAAUCUUGAAAUCCUCCUUUUGCCUUGUGUUUAUAAUGAGGGAAGGUGGAGAAAAGCUAAGGAGGCCUUUUGAGGGAAGAGAGCAAGCAACAAUUAUUUUUUCGAGGGAUGGUGAUAAUCCCCAAUCUCGACCUAAGAAAUGACACACUAAAAAGGACUGUAGUUUGAGAUGUU